UUGAUCUGGACUAACUACAGCCUCUAGGAUAUACAAAUUUGCCCUAAUCGGGUGAAGAUCACCUUGUGCCUAGCUUGCAGUCCCGUCUGAAUAUUGUUCCCUCUCCACUCGACUGCUCCAGUGACGGUGGCGAAAAGAAUUGUGUGUGUGUGUGCGCGUAUAUGUGAGUGUGUAUAUGUGUGUGUUUGUCUGUGUAUGUGAGGGAGAAGGAGAGAGCAGGGAUACGGCCUCUUAGCUCAACUCCAUUUCCCCAGUGAGACGAUACCAAGGAAAGGGGGGAAAUAGCUAUCAGCCAUUGCAAACGGAGGAUUGUUAUUUUUUUUUCUCUGUCGCCACCCCCCUCCAGUCUAAAAAGGAAAGAUUGCGGAACAUUUCUCGCUUCGCUGGGCGAUGGAUCAGACGUACGGGGAGGUCAACCAGCUGGGGGGCGUCUUUGUGAACGGGAGACCCCUGCCCAACGCCAUCCGCUUGCGGAUAGUGGAGCUGGCUCAACUGGGCAUUCGGCCGUGUGAUAUCAGCCGUCAGCUCCGGGUCUCCCACGGCUGCGUGAGCAAAAUCUUGGCCCGUUACAACGAGACGGGCUCUAUCCUGCCGGGAGCUAUAGGAGGUAGCAAGCCCAGGGUCACCACCCCAACCGUGGUGAAGUACAUAAGGGAAUACAAACAGGGAGACCCGGGGAUCUUCGCCUGGGAGAUUCGGGACCGGCUGCUGGCGGACGCAGUCUGUGACAAGUACAAUGUGCCCUCGGUCAGCUCCAUUAGCAGGAUCCUCCGCAACAAGAUCGGCAACCUGUCGACCUCUGGUCACUACGAAGCCCACAAGCAACUGACCCCCCAGCCCGCCCUGCCUUACAACCCUCUGUACCAGUACUCCUACCCCGGGCACAUGCCCCCGGCCGCUGCCAAGGUGGGCAGCUCCGCCGGCGUCCCAGUGCCCGGCCACAUUGGCAUCCACAGGACCUGGCCGUCCGCUCACUCCGUCUCCAACAUCCUCGGGCUCAGAAGCAUCGUCGAGCAAACAGCUGUUCACGGUGGAACGGAGACUUCAGUUUAUCAAACCAAAAUGGAAGACUGGAAUAACGCCAAUCGAGCAGCUUUCUCGUCAACUCAAAGCGUCAACGGGAUUGAGAAACAGGCAAUAGACCCGGAUCUGAAGUACCCUCAGCCUCCGUCUGGGCUGCCAGCUGUGAGCAGUUUUGUUCCCGCUUGCGCCGUGGGCCCUUACCCCUCUUCGAACCAAGUGCCAGGUUAUGGAGUGUACAGUGGGCCCGGAGCAGGCUACAUGAGUGGUCAUCACUGGCAGUCCCAGAGCAGCAGCCUCUCUCAAUCGGCAGGGCCCGGGAUUACCAUGCACGGAGGAGACAUCCACGCACCAAUGCCCUUCAAACACCUCUCAGCCAGAGAAGCAGCAGAGAGAAAACCCGUGAGCCCCGUUAAUAAAGCCACUGAAACUCUUAGCAGCGCGCACGGCCUCUCAAUCCCAGCCUCCAGCACGUAAAAGACUCUUCCCCCCACCCCAGACACACAACUCCGAGCGUAACACAAGCGAUGGUACCAAAUUCAAGAAACUAAAGGAGUUCCGCAGGAGAUCGAAUGAAUGAUAAGGCUUACUUCCAGGAACUUUGGGUCUGCUAUUUUAUUUUAUUUCGAUUUUAAGGACCUGUUGGGAAUAAUCAAAGAUAUUUGGAAGACUACGUGCAGUGAGGCGAUGGGGAGACAAUGCUUGGAUCCGCUAAAGACAUUUCCGUCCCCUUGCCUCCAGCGAAUAACACUUCCUCAGUUCAGGCGCGGUGUUGGUGGCGGGGAGGCCGAUCUGCUUUGAUUUCGUUUCAUGUAUUUGUGAAAUGUCGAGAAAUCAUAUUUGUAUCGUAGCUGAUAGGAAUAUAAGCCAUAAUAUAACCAAAAAAAAGAAUUCCGAUUUUACUGUUCAUUAAUGCAGGCUUCGCCCAUAAAUAGGAUGCCACCCGUUCCCCUACAGGCAACGGGAGACUUCCUCAGUAAUGUAUAAUGUGUUUGGAUAUAUCUUUAAGAAACCGGACACUUGUCUAAUACAUACAGCUACCGGCUGGCGCCACAGACCAUGUGAACAAGUUGUGAACAUUUUGAUGUAUAUCCGAGACUGUAAAUGUACAAAUAUUUUUGCCCUCGCGGUCUAUUUUAUAUUUUUAUAUUUUGAAUUUAAAAAUGCAUUUAUGUUGAAAUAAAACAACCAUCAAAUCAGAA
Molecule: messenger RNA, 2222 nt
Organism: Stegostoma tigrinum
Lineage: Eukaryota; Metazoa; Chordata; Chondrichthyes; Orectolobiformes; Stegostomatidae
Product: paired box protein Pax-1-like
Exons: 5
Coding region: 391-1497 (368 amino acids)
Biological process (GO): regulation of transcription by RNA polymerase II; anatomical structure development
Molecular function (GO): DNA-binding transcription factor activity, RNA polymerase II-specific; RNA polymerase II cis-regulatory region sequence-specific DNA binding
Source: RefSeq, a predicted model, not a curated record